AUGGUGACAAUUCAGUUAGAUGGCGACAAAAGCUACACCGCAAAAGAGGUUACUGAAUUCGCGAAACUCGCCCUAGAUUUUAUCGGGGAACAGGGAUCUGACAGCGAUCUUCAAUACGCUGCAACAGAUGUCUACUGGACCUUGCGAAACCUGCUUGACUACGUGAACCGACAGGCGGGUGGAGAGUUUACCCUCAAACGUCUCAGAAAAGGUUCGUGGGGACUUGAGUACAACAAGAAAACAUCGGCAAAACGCAAAGCCGAUGAUGCUGCGCACCGAGAGGUUAAACGCACAGCGGAAUAUCUCGAAAAACUGAAAACUCGCCGUUCAACUUGGGAAUAA
Messenger RNA from Geodia barretti, 342 nucleotides. Lineage: Eukaryota; Metazoa; Porifera; Demospongiae; Tetractinellida; Geodiidae. The record is from the annotation of a GenBank genome assembly.